AUGCAACGCUGCCACACACACGCCUGCCUGCUGGCCGCCGCGCUGGCCGUGGCCCUGUUGCUGCUGGGCCUCGAAACCACCACCGCUCAAGGAGUGUCAACGUCCCCCUCUCCCUCCCCCUCUUAUUCUCCGCUCGCCGCCUCCUCUUCUCCCUCGCCUUCGCCCUCGUUCGGGGCCUCGCCUUCGCCGUCGGCCUCGCCCUCCUUGGGAACCUCGCCUUCGCCCUCCUCAUCGUCGUCAGUGUCGACACCUUCGCCGUCGGCUUCGGCUUCGGCCUCGCCCGCCGAAGAGUCGCCAUCGCCGUCGCCGUCGGCCUCGCAGGUGUCGCCGUCGCCAUCGCCCUCGCAGGUGUCGCCGUCGCCGUCGGCUUCGCCCUCGCCCUCCUCCGUGUCGCCCUCCCCAUCGGCCUCCGCCUCGCCUUCCUCCGUUUCGCCCUCGCCCUCUCCCUCCGCCGUUUCGCCCUCCGCCUCGCCCUCGCCCGGCACCGUCAAGUUCCGCACCGCCUUCUGCAAGAACGGCUGCGCCAACGUCGACGGCGUGGCCUCGUGCGUCGGCGGCGUGACCACCACGGUCGAGACCCACACCUGCUACGUCGGCCGCGGCACCGACGGCCAGGCCAACUUCACCCGCUACGAGGUGGUCGUGCCCGACCCGGAGACCAAGCCCGACCAGUUCGCGGUUGGCUUCUACACCAACGAUUCGUGUAGCGCCGCGACCCUGGUGGCCCUGAGCGACUCGUGCCCGGUCGGCCGGUGCUGCGCGUCGCUGUUCUUCGUGGACCAGACCCAGGUGGGCGGCUUCUUGGUGACGCGCCCGGCGUCGCCUUCGCCCGCCCCGCACAAGAAGGACGACGACGACGACGGGUUCCCGACCUACGGCAUCGUGCUGAUCGUUAUCGCGGCGGUCAUCGUUGCCCUGGCGGUCGUGGGCGGCGGCGGCUGGCUCUACGUGAAGCGGAAGCGGUCGACCUACGAAUACAUCCCCUCCUCCAAUCUUGCCGUCUAG
This is a messenger RNA of Acanthamoeba castellanii str. Neff, 1005 nucleotides long. RefSeq lists its product as uncharacterized. NCBI's taxonomy places the organism in Eukaryota, Discosea, Longamoebia, Acanthamoebidae. The record is from RefSeq and is a predicted model, not a curated record. The transcript has 2 exons. Bases 1 to 1005 code for a protein of 334 amino acids.